UUCAUUGUGCCUCGAAUAUUGGCUGUGUACUGGAAUGUGGGUAGUACCUCGAGUUGGGCGGCUGACAGCGGCGAUUUGAGUAAUACAUAUGAGGCAAAAAAGUCUAUUGAUGUAACUAUAACGUGUUAAGCGUUUUACUGUCUAACCGACGACAGGGCACAGUUCCACGACCUUUGCCCCUGAAUAUCUGUGUUGCAGCCCAUCAAAUCGUUGUAGUUGAGAGACGUGCGCUGGUGAAUAAAGAAGAGAAAUGCAACAUGGCCUCCGCACGGAAGAAGCAAGAUGAGAAGCAUUUAAAAAUAUUACGGGAAUUAGUGUCGUUACCAGCAAACAAAGAGUGUUUUGAUUGUCAUCAGAGAGGGCCGACUUACGUGAACAUGACAAUUGGAUCAUUUGUUUGCACAUCAUGCUCGGGGAUGCUCCGCGGACUGACACCACCUCACAGGGUAAAAUCAAUAUCCAUGGCCAGUUUUACGCCUGAGGAAAUUGAUAUGGUGAAAUCGAGAGGAAAUGAGUACUGUCGGCGAGUAUGGUUGGGUUUAUUUGAUCCAAACCACUCGCAAGAUACCAAAGAUGAGCAGCAGGUCAAAGAGUUUAUGAUAGCUAAGUACGAAAAGAAGAGAUAUUAUUUGGAGCCAUCAGUAUCAUCAAAAAAUGGUCCCAUCACUUUUUCACCACCAGGAACACAAAAUCACUCACGGACAUCAACUCCAACCCCAAUGACUUCCAUACCUGAAACUAAGCCACUUACUAGUGUCAUUUCUUCCCAAGCCAAACCAGCGUCUCUUAAUAUAAAUACAUCAAAUGUAACCUCGUCGGACAACAUGUUCACUCCUGACAAAACAUCUGGGUUUCUGGCUGACUUUGGACCCUCAGAUCCGUUCAGUUCUUCUUCGCAGUUUACACCAACCAGUACUACAACCAUACCUUCAUUUGCAAAUUUUGAAAACAAUCCAGUUUUCACUUCUCCUAACAUUCACUUUUUUGGCAGUACAGCUAGCAGUGAUAAUGUUCCUCCCCGAUUUAACACCAACAGAUGGAGUAUGCCUACUGCAGCAGCUUUGUCAACAAUGAGUAAUAAUGUUUUCGGAAGUCCUGCGCGCAAAUCGGCAAGCUCUGUGGGUGUUGCUGGAACAAUGCAGUCCCAGCCACCGUCGGAGGAUCGAUAUGCUGCCCUUAAAGACCUGGACAGUCUGAUGAAAUCACAAGCUUCGGAUGCACAGGGGGGUGACUGGGCCACAGGUGCAUGGUCAUCUCCAAAUACGUCAACUGUCCCAGUCUCAGUAUUUGGUUCACCAUCUCAAAAUUCUCAGUUUCUUACAUCAUCCAGUGGAGUUUCUUCAUUGCCUGAACCAGCAGCGAUGCAAAACCCAUUUUCAGUUGCUGGCAUGAAUCAGAAUCCUUGGGUGCCAGCAUCAAGGGAAAAUGGUUUAUCCAGCACUUCCAGCCAGCCUGCCACUUUUCAAGCAAAUCCAUUUGGAAAUGGAAGACAACCACAACAUGGGUUUGGCAUUGUGACUGAUACUUUAAAUUGGAGUGCAGGGGCAAACAGCGUGCCAAAUGGACAGGUUCCAAAUGGUGGUAUUGCUAGCUUCCAUUCUCAAGUACCUGUAGCUGCUGUGGCUUUUCCCACUAGUCAGUCUAUGAAUUUUCCAGCGAAGGCCUGGCAGCCUAUUCCACCAAGUGGAAACCCAUUUGUGCUUGGAACUAGUCCAACGCCUGCUGGCCAUUCCAGCAAUCCUUUUCUAUGAAGAACUGAAUUUAUUGUAUAACAAUUUUCUAACUAUAUUUGUAAAAGGCAACAUAUGUGAAUUUAUUUACAAAUAUGCAUCACUUUCAGUUUACCAGAAAAUAAUUAUUUGUUUGUGUGUGCAGUGAGCUGUGCUUACAGUGUAAUGAAAUACUAAUUGUUAGAUAUGCGAGGGACUUGGCUCUUAGAGAGCGCUUUUAGUUUUUUUAAUUGUAGUCUUGACUUACAGACCAAGAUCUGACGCAAGUAUAACUGCUAAAGUUGACAACAGAUUUAUAUGUGAAUACAAAAUGACGUUACAUGUAAUAUAGCUGCAAAUGUUAGUAUUUGCAUUAAUUUUCAGACCAGAUAUUUUUAAAUAUUAAUGUGUGUUUUGUACAAACACUUUACUUGUAAUUUAUAGAGUUUAUAAAUUAACUAUUUAUUUUAUGUAUGUUGUUGCACUGUGUUAGUAAAAUAUGUAAACCAAAUGUUGGAGGAAUUGUUAUUUACUCAGUCCGUAUUCAAGGAUGGAUAGUGUGAGGCGCGUGCACGCACUUACACACACACACACACACACACACACACACACACACACA
Molecule: messenger RNA, 2328 nt
Organism: Schistocerca piceifrons (Central American locust)
Lineage: Eukaryota; Metazoa; Arthropoda; Insecta; Orthoptera; Acrididae
Gene: drongo
Product: arf-GAP domain and FG repeat-containing protein 1
Exons: 11
Coding region: 258-1751 (497 amino acids)
Molecular function (GO): GTPase activator activity
Source: RefSeq, a predicted model, not a curated record